AUGACCGACUUAAAUUUCCGCGUUUCGCUUGUGGAGUUUGCCUGGGAGAACUGCGGUGACGAGACGGACCCCGUGGUGGUGAAGAGCCUCACCGUGGCACCUGACCCCAUCACCAUCCCGGGGACUCUGACCCUCAGUGGGACCGUCAGUUGUGGCGAGACCAUCUCCUCCCCUCUGAAGUGGCCAGCCCCGGCGGCUGGCUCCAGGGACGUGCCAGGGCACCGCUGCGGGAGCCCCGAGCUGGCCUGGCUGCCCUGCACCAAUUUCCUGGGCAGCUGCACCUACGACGACGUCUGCACCCUGCUCGACGAUGCCAUCCCGCCCGGCACAUUCUGCCCGGAGCCGCUGCUCACCUACGGCAUCCCCUGCCACUGCCCCUUCCAAGAGGGCUCCUACUCCCUGCCCGAAAGCAACAUCGAGCUGCCCGAGGUGGAGCUGCCUUCCUGGCUGACCAACGGCAACUACCGUGUCCAGGCGGUCAUCAGCAGUGAUGGGAACCAGCUCGCCUGCAUGAAGGUCACCUUCUCGCUGCAGUCCUAG
Opisthocomus hoazin is the source of this 540-nucleotide messenger RNA. The record is from RefSeq and is a predicted model, not a curated record. Lineage: Eukaryota; Metazoa; Chordata; Aves; Opisthocomiformes; Opisthocomidae.